UUACUGCUUGCUGAUGCUGCUGGGUGAUGGGUGCUGCUGUUCGUAGCCUUUUGGGUGCCGUGCAUGACAAUUUUACGUACCAUUCUGGGGCAUAUGGUUUCGCCUUCGGUUCAUCUCUCAUUUCAUCCUCUUCUUUAUCCACCGCCAUUUCCAAACUCUUUGUCUAUUUACUUUUUUGUGUGCUGGGGGAGAAAGAAAGACAGGGAAAACAUUACCCCAAAUCGAACGAACCUUCUUCUCUACUCCCGUACCGCGAUUUGGGUUGCGCCCUUUCUUUUUUCUGCGUGCUCGUCUUGCCGGUUCGCCAUCCAUCUCCGAUACGGCAACGUCCGCAGUAUUUCAUAUCCAGACUACCUCACCUCACCUCACCUCACCCGUUGUCGCCCUCCAACAUUGGAUAUUCCCAAUAGGCCAGACGAGGUAAAGGGUCCGAUCUCCUUCUGCGGGAUCUCAUCACCACAUCACAUACGUAUCUGUACGCUGCGGCGCGCCGCGCACGAGUCGGACGACUGAAACGAAACGGACACGCGCGCUCACGCCUUUGGAACCACCUCGCCUACGGAAUACCUUAGCUGUCCAAACAAACGUACCCGCAACGACAGCCAUCUCUCCUUCGACCCGGAGUCGAGCAUCCAAAACCCAAACCUUACUCUGUCAUCAUCAUCAUCAUCAUCAUCUCUAAUCCACACCUCUGGAUCUCUACCGCAACCGCCAAACCUCGUGGGACUGCUACCUUACGUCGUUACGUACUGUGUAGUGUGGGUGUGCUUGUCUGUCACUGUUCGGUUUCUCUUUUUUGGCCGUUCCCAUCUCGGCUUCGCAACCCCGCCAGCCGUUCUCGGCACCCCACCUUAUCGCAGCCAAAGGCCGCUAUUUUUCGCCUGGGCGAUUUCUUGGUUGAACAGUACCUUUCACCCAGUACCUUACCUUGCCUUACGCAGUACCAACCUAGUAGGAGAGAAGCCAGGCCGCCAAGCAGCGAAUCAACCCAAAGGCGGAAAAAAGGGAAGCGUCGUCAUCGGUUCCUCAAACUCUCUCUCACUACUCCGAAAACCCACCGACCGGCCGCGGGCUUGUUUGAACCUCUCGCCUUACCCUCCACAACCAAACCAACCAACGAGCCCCUUGUUCUACGGAUCUCGAGACUGCAACCAUGGCUGCUGCAGCUGCGCAUGAUACGCCUGAGGAGCCUCAGAGCGAUGGCUCCAAGCUCAAGACCUUCAUUGGUAUCCUGAAGAAGUUUAUUGGUGUCGCCGACCUUGCUGCCGUCCGCUUCUCUCUCCCGUCCCAACUCCUCGAGCCGACGCCGAACCUCGAAUACUGGAACUACCUCGAUGCGCCCAACGCCUUCGUUGCCAUCGGUACUGCGGACGAACCCCUCGACCGCAUGCUCGAGGUCUGCCGGUUCUGGUUCACAAAAGAUCUGAAAUACGUCAAGGGAAAGCCUUGCAAACCAUACAACUCGUGUUUGGGAGAGUUCUUUAGGUGUAAUUGGGAAACCGAAGACAAUGCCCCCAAGAUCAACACGACAGCCCUCGGCAGCGCCGCGGGUAGCAGCUCGUCAAGCUUCAAGUCAGCCAAGGCAGACAAGAACGCCUCGGCCGUCUCCCUAUCCGUCCCGCAACACGGCAACACGACACCCGAUAGCAAGCCCCUCCGUAUCUCAUACCUGACCGAGCAGACCUCCCACCACCCGCCCGUAAGCGCAUUCCACAUCAGCUGUCCCGAGCGGGGCCUCUCUGCCCGCGGCUUCGACCAGAUUACGGCAAAGUUCACGGGUACUAGUGUGCGCGUGUUGCCUGGCGAGCACAACCUCGGCAUUUUCGUCACGCUCGAAAAGCGCGGCGGUGAGACGUAUCGCCUCACUCAUCCCGCGGCGCAUCUCGGUGGCAUCCUCAGGGGAAGCUUGAGCGUCAGCGUCAGUGAGAUGGCGUACAUUACGUGCCCGCAGACCAAGCUCAAGACGAUCCUGCACUACAUUGAGGCUGGGUGGCUCGGCCGCUCUACGAAUCGCGUCGAGGGCAUCAUCUUCAAGUACGACCCCGAGAACGAUGACAAGGUCAACAUCAAGGACGUUCCGGAGGCCGACAUUGUCGCCCGCCUGAGCGGUCCGUGGCGCGAGAAGAUUGAGUUUACCCUCGGCCCCAAGCCAGUGAACUCUCACCCCGCCGAAGCCCGCUACACAAUCAUCGAUCUCGCACCCCUCAAUGUAGCGCCCAAGGUGCUGCCCCCGAAGGAGAAACAGCUCGAGAACGAGUCCCUGACGAUGUGGGGUGGCGUCACCGAAGCCAUCCACGCAAAGCAGUUCUCCAAGGCGACGCAGGUCAAGGUCGAGCUCGAGGAGCGGCAGCGAGAACUGGCGCGUGAGCGCGAGCGCACGGGCGAGGUCUUCAAGCCCGCCUUCUUCGAGCAGGUGACGGACACAGGUGGCAAGCCCGAGUUGACGGAUAAGGGCAGAGAGGUGCUCGCGAGGGCGCAGAAGGGGGAGUGGGACAUGAGCGAUAUCAUUGUUGUAGACGCUCCGGCUCCGGCUGCGGCUCCGGCUGCGGCCCCCGCGGCUACGGAGAGCAAGUAAAUGGUUCGAUGUUGUUGGCGGGAGAACGAAAUUAAUUGGAUUAGAAAGGCAUACUGAGCGCCUGGGUGGCUGCAUCGGGCCCGUUCCUUGUUUUCUGGAAUUCUCUCUCCUUUUCCUCUUGUUUGCCGCAUUAUUUGGAUCUGUUUGGCCCUACUGAUCCUUUCCUGAGGGAUGCAUCGCUCGCUUUUUUAGCUUUUUGGAAGGUUUUUUCCUACAUUGGUUGUUUACAUGUUUUAUGAUCCCUCUCGCCUGAAGAAUUCUCGCAUCAACGAUGAGGGGUUGGAAGUUUUUUUGCGUUGCAUGGUGGGCGGAUGAGGAGAGGAGAAGGAGGAGGAGGAGGAGGAGGAAGAGACUAUUUUGCAUUGUUCACUCGGGUGUGGAACAUUGCGACACAUACAUAUACAUUCACACACACAGAGACACACACAGGC
This is a messenger RNA of Colletotrichum scovillei, 3006 nucleotides long. Its product is annotated as oxysterol-binding family protein. Bases 1154 to 2575 code for a protein of 473 amino acids. Gene Ontology annotation, cellular component: intracellular membrane-bounded organelle; cytosol; membrane. Gene Ontology annotation, molecular function: sterol binding. NCBI's taxonomy places the organism in Eukaryota, Fungi, Ascomycota, Sordariomycetes, Glomerellales, Glomerellaceae. Gene Ontology annotation, biological process: endocytosis; maintenance of cell polarity; exocytosis. The transcript has 4 exons. The record is from RefSeq and is a predicted model, not a curated record.